Molecule: messenger RNA, 2020 nt
Organism: Tilletiaria anomala UBC 951
Lineage: Eukaryota; Fungi; Basidiomycota; Exobasidiomycetes; Georgefischeriales; Tilletiariaceae
Product: Rft-1-domain-containing protein
Exons: 2
Coding region: 60-1823 (587 amino acids)
Biological process (GO): dolichol-linked oligosaccharide biosynthetic process; glycolipid translocation
Cellular component (GO): endoplasmic reticulum membrane
Source: RefSeq, a predicted model, not a curated record
CGACCAAGCUGGGUCGGGCAUCGAUCUGGGAGAGAGGGCUGUGGCAAGGAUAAGGAAGAAUGGCAGGUCCGACAGCCGCGGGGCGUAAGGAUGGCAGCGACCAGCUCUUCGCUUCGGCCCGGCUCUUCCUCCUGCUUCAGCUCGCUUCACGGCUUGGUACCUUUGCACUCAACCAGUUCCUCAUCCGCAUCACCUCGCCCGAUGUGUUUGGCGCCACGACGAUACAGUUCGAGCUGCUCAUGGGCCUCAUUUUGACCGCGGCAAGGGAAGGAGUACGCUGUGUCAUCCUCAGAGAAGGCAACAGGAUACAGAGCGCGCGCACCACCGAGAAUGGACAAUGUGUACCGAGUACGGUGCUACUGCCGCCCAACGAGCAGGUUGCGCACAAUCUGUCCUUUGUAGCGGUGGCCAUCGGCGCAUUAUUUGACGUCUCGCUUUCCUUUUUCUAUAUACGCCAUGCAUCCAGCACGCUGCGCUCCUCGCCGCACUUUGCCCCUACCGUCACGCUGUUCGCCGUCGGAGGCAUCUUGGAGCUGCUUUCCGAGCCGCUUUUCAACCGCGCGCAAGUGCUGGGAAACGUGCAGCUGCGCGUACGUGCAGAGGGGCUUGCCAUUUUGGCUAACUGCGCCACCAUCCUCGCGUGCAUGGUCAAGCCGGAAUGGUUUGGCGUUGGCCGCCACCUCGGCUCGACGUACGGCCUGAUGGCCUAUGGCUGGGGCAGGCUCAGCUUCGGGCUUGUCAUUCUGCUCUGCUAUGUGUACGCCUUCCAUCGCAGCAUCGGCGCUCGAAGGACGAGGGCUCUACUCUGGCCGCGCAAAGCCAUCGUGCACGGUCAAUCGCGCUACCUCAGUCCGAAAGGCAUUUCCAUUUCGUGGGCAAUGGGCAAACAGGCGAUGCUCAAACACGUCAUGGGCGAGUCGGACAAAAUCGCUGUUGCGCGUCUCGGUACACUCGAAGACCAAGGCGGGUACGCACUCGCCUCCAACUAUGGAAGCCUCAUCCUGCGCAUCCUCUUCAAUCCUGUUGAAGAAGCUUCCCGCAUCACCUUCUCCAAGACUCUGGGGCACAUUCUGAGCGCGCAGGAUGGCUCUGUGAUGAGCCUCUCUGUGGACGAUGAGAACGCACUGCAAUCCGCAUCCUCGAUGCUGGCAGGAAUUCUGCGUCUUCAUAUCCUCCUGGGGCUUUUUUUCGCGACCUUUGGUCCACCACUCUCCCGUUCGGCCAUCUACCUACUCGCAGGAGAUCGAUGGGCUUGCGGUACCACCGCGCCGAUCAUCCUCGGCGCAUACGCCUGCUACAUUCCCGUCCUGGGUAUCAACGGCAUUGCUGAGGGGUUUCUCACCGCGACAGCGGGGCCCAGGCAGCUCGGCACGUAUAAUUGGAUCAUCAUGCUCAGCAGCGCAACCUUCAUAAUGUCUUUGUGGCUGCUACAAUGGGUGCCGGCCCUCCACCAGACUGCGCUAGUCUGGAGCAGUGCACUGUCAAUCGGCGUGCGCGCCGCCUACUCUUGGUGGUACAUGCUAUGGUUCUUCUCACUCCAACCCAGUGCGAAACAUGCAGCCAACAUGGCACCUACUGCCAUCCUGCCGUCGACACCUUCGCUCAUUACCUUUGCAGUCUCGGCGUACCUUCUGCGCGCAGCGCUUGCCUCAGCACGUGUAGGGGGCUCAUGCCCUGUCAAUGUGCGGCAGGUCGUGCCUUCCAUAGGCAUUGGCGCCUUUUUCACGCUCGCUUGCCUGUUUGCAUGUUUCACAUUCGAGCGACGAAAACUGUCCGUAGCACUGUCCGCCGUGCGCUCGAGGGGAAAAAGCAAGGCGUCUUGAAAUGUCAUAAUAGCGUAGGGGAUACAUGCUGCGUGGGGAAACAACAAGCUACAAUUACCUGCGCGAUAGAUCUUGAAACGCCGACUCGAUACAGUUCUUGAUCUGUAGGGCAAAAAAGCAAGACUUGAGCGGCAGUUUCUGGAGCGCUCGCACUGCACACGCUCACCUCUCUGUAACUUGCGAUGAUGCAGCUCUGU